AUGGGCAUUUCCAGCCCAGCUUUUGCUUACGUCAGCAUGAAUGUAGAAAGCGAUUACGAGCGUUUAAUCCAAAACUAUAUUGUGGUAAAGUUACUUGGCAAAGUCUUGGUCUACAUGGUCACGAUGAGCAGCAUGGUGAACAAGUGCAAUAAGAAAAGAAACCCCGAUGUUGCUGCAUGGCAAAGUAGCGGUGAAGAGUCGAGGGGACCAUGGCAAAGUUGGUUGUAG
Molecule: messenger RNA, 228 nt
Organism: Pyrenophora tritici-repentis Pt-1C-BFP
Lineage: Eukaryota; Fungi; Ascomycota; Dothideomycetes; Pleosporales; Pleosporaceae
Source: RefSeq, a predicted model, not a curated record